This is a messenger RNA of Dufourea novaeangliae, 855 nucleotides long. Its product is annotated as tetraspanin-9-like. Bases 1 to 855 code for a protein of 284 amino acids. Lineage: Eukaryota; Metazoa; Arthropoda; Insecta; Hymenoptera; Halictidae. The record is from RefSeq and is a predicted model, not a curated record. Gene Ontology annotation, cellular component: membrane. The transcript is spliced from 6 exons.
AUGAACUGGAAUAAAUUUUUUAGCGGAUUGAGGAUUUACGGAACCGGCAGGAUCGACGAUGGAACGGAAACGGAAGACGAGGAUGUCACCGACAGCAAAGCAACCGUUUCAACCGAGAAAAAAUCGCAGUUUCUUGGAAUGCGUUUCCACAAGUUUCAGCACAAUCAUUUCUCACGGCGAUGCAUUAAAUCUGUCUUUAUAACAUUCAAUGCGAUAACCUUCCUUGCAGGCACAGUCGGCGUUGUAAUAUCAGUAUGGAUCCUUACGGAUGAAAGAAUAAUGUCAAGAUUGAUCGGACAUCGCCCUUUCCAGAUCAGUUUGUUACUCACGGGUCUCGUUGGUUCUCUUGUGUCUUUACUUGGAAUUAUUGGACUGAUUUGUAAAAAAAAAAAGUACUUACAGAUUUAUGCUUUGUGUUGUCUAUUGUUUCUGUGCGUUAUUUUCAUAAUUGCAAUACUGAGUUUUUGGAUCUUGGAGCAAGUUACGAGAAAUAUCCAAAGUGACAUGGUCACAGCCAUUAAAAGUUACCAUUCUGCGCUGUCGAGUAGAGAAGCUUGGGACAAUACUCAUAGUUACCUGAAGUGUUGUGGGAUUAAGUCUUCGAGGGAUUGGGCCAAGUAUCAGAUCAGCAUUCCGAAAAGUUGUUGCGUCACGAACAUUGAUGAAUGUAUACUAAUGACGGAAGCUGUAGCAUUUAAGUCGGGAUGUUUUCGGAACACUGUGCUUUUACUGAAGUCGCAUGUCCAUGCUAUAAGCAUAGCGGCUCUCCUGAUUUUUAUAAUAUUGAUACUGAAUUUACUCCUAGCUCUUUGUAUCAUGAGCAGAUUAAAAGAACAUCGUUCCAGCCGCGGCUAA